Notodromas monacha is the source of this 1478-nucleotide messenger RNA. The record is from the annotation of a GenBank genome assembly. Lineage: Eukaryota; Metazoa; Arthropoda; Ostracoda; Podocopida; Cyprididae.
UUUGUUUCCUCCCUAUAUAUGCACAGAGAUUCGCGGGUGACCCGACGGGUAUUUAAGGCCACUGAUGGCCCAUCUGCGCCCAACGGCAGUCUGUGCCCGGCAACGCAACCCUCCGCAUCACAAUCCUGUUCUGAAUCACUUCGAAACUUCUUCUUCCCGUUCACGCCCAUUUGAAACUACACGAUCCGCAACGCGUCAUUCCGAGAUUUAUCACGGUGUCGAAAGUUGCGCGCUCUAAUUGCCUUGAACGCCAUCAGCGUUAGCGCAGUUGCUGCCAAAUCAAACAGAAAGAUAUGUCGUCCAGUGGAUUCCCGUGGGGAGCAAAUGCUCCUCCAUUUCCUUUGGGAAAUCCACCAAACCUGCCAAUGAACCCGACCUACAACACCAUGGGGAAUGGGUCCAUUGUUGAUCGGGUGCCUGCUGAUCUUCUACACCUCAUUGAUCCUUUCUGGUACCAAUUUCCGCCUAUGAACCCGGCGGUGAAUUAUUCUGUUGGUCUGGUGGCUCUCAUAAUCGGCAUUGCAGCAGUCAGUGGGAACUUCGUGGUGCUCUAUGUAUUUUUGAGCACAAGGAACCUAAGGACCCCAGCCAACAUGCUCAUUGUCAACCUGGCCUUUUCUGACUUCAUGAUGAUGGCCGGAAUGUUCCCUUUUCUGGUUGUAUCCUGCUUCAACGAAGUCUGGAUAUUUGGCCAACUCAUGUGUGAGCUGCAUGGGUUCAUAGGGGCCUGGUUUGGGUGCCAGCAAAUCUGGUCACUCACUCUGAUUGCCAAGGACAGGUACAAUGUGAUUGUCAAGGGCAUAGGAUCCAAGCCAUUGUCCUUCAAGAAGGUGGCCCUCAUGCUGUUUUUCGUGGACGGUUUUGCUCUGGCCUGGGGUCUGGUACCAUUCUUUGGGUGGAACCGGUAUGUGCCUGAGGGCAACAUGACUGUCUGCGGCUCUGACUCAGUUGGCACAGAUGCAUGGAGCAGGAGCUACAUAUUCGUCAUCUGGAGCUAUGCUUAUUUUGUCCCACUGUCCACCAUCAUCUACUGCUACUUCCACAUUGUCAAGGCUGUUGCUGCUCAUGAGAGGCAGAUGCGAGAGCAAGCACAGAAAAUGAAUGUGCAAAGUCUGCGAACUGGCGAUGAUGGGAAGACAAGUGCUGAAAUUCGCCUAGCCAAGGUCGCCAUCAUGACAAUCCUGCUCUGGUUCUUCGCCUGGACCCCAUACGUCGUCAUCAACUUCAUGGGCGUGUUUUACCGAGCCAAUAUCACACCCGUCGUCACCGUGUGGGGCUCUGUGUUCGCGAAGAUCUCCACUGUCUACAAUCCCCUCGUAUACGGUCUUAGCCACCCCAGAUACAAAGCCGCACUGAACGAAUCCAUGCCGUGUUUGUCUUGCAUCGUGGGACGCCCCGCUGAAUGCGACGACAACAAGUCUGUGACUACACAGGAAAGCAGCGACGCCAAGCGGAUGGAGCAAGAAACCGCAGCCUAG